Neurospora hispaniola is the source of this 2842-nucleotide messenger RNA. RefSeq lists its product as uncharacterized. NCBI's taxonomy places the organism in Eukaryota, Fungi, Ascomycota, Sordariomycetes, Sordariales, Sordariaceae. The record is from RefSeq and is a predicted model, not a curated record. Gene Ontology annotation, cellular component: actin cortical patch. The transcript is spliced from 2 exons. Gene Ontology annotation, molecular function: phosphatidate phosphatase activity. Bases 91 to 2550 code for a protein of 819 amino acids.
CGGGAAGAGACAAGCAACACGAACACGAACGGACCCGACGACAGCCAAGCCCAAGCGCUGUCGCAGCGCAAAACCGACGCCAACGACAAGAUGACGUCCCCAUACACCCACGGCUACACCGGCCAGUAUGGCGCCAACGAACAACCGUAUGAAGCCGGUUCCCGCCGCCGAAAACUCGCCGCCAUGGCCGGUAGCGUCUACCGCGCCGGCGUAGCGGCCGCUUCCGAGAUCCGCGAGCAAUACAGCCAAACUCGCCUGACGCGCGACAUGGGCGAUGGAUCGCCAGAACAGGUGCACAUCCCGGGUGCGUUCCCGCAGGUACCUAUCAUUCACAAGGGACAGGAGCAGUUGAUUUUGUUUCCUUCGUACGCAAAGCGGCAUGUCAAGGGUAUUCACCUGCCUAGGCGGCCUUCGGACUUGGGCGGGAAUGCGUACGGCACACCGAACGGAGGCGGGAACGGUAUUGGCCCUGGAGUGGAUGAGCGGGAUUACUGGACGGCGGAGUGGAACAGGCAUGAGGAUGAGAAAGCCGUGGUGGAUGUGGACAUUCGAGGCUGGAUAUAUAUGCCACCUAAAGGCCCGAUGUCGAGGAAGAAUCGCAUGGUGCUGGGGGUUGCGAGAAGGCUGAGCGGGUUACCACAGACUGCAGCGCUGCAGGCAGGUGCAGGGUCGCAACAGGGAGGAGGUGAUUUGCGGAGGACGGUGACUGAUCUGGAAGGGCUUGGGGAAGAGGAAAGGAUCGCGAAGGAGGCGAGGGAGAUUGAACGGAGAGGACAGGGCGAGAAGGAAGCGGCUAUCAGGGGUGAGUACAGUGAGCGGCCUAGGGCUGAUGAUGUGGAUGAUGGGUUUGGCGCAAUGAGGCAACGACGCUCGCCAUCGCCGCCGAGUUCGACAGCGCCGGUGAGGACGAACUCCGGCUUGGGGGCAUUUCCCUCGGAGAUGACGGAGGCGGAAUUGGCGGCUGCGAACGCGAAUCUGAAUGCGCGGUUGGCGCCGUUCAUGGCUACGCCGCUGGUCGGGUUGCCCAUCACGCUCUUCUUCUACAACGAUCAGCGGUCCAAGUCCAAGACGAUUGAGACGAAUGCGUCAGGUCACUUUAUCGCUCGCGUACCGUUGGACUUUGUCCCGACACACUUCCGAGUGCUUGCCAACGAGAACAUCUCAACCACCCAGCCUGUCGAGGUUAUCGAGCCAAGGGGAGUCAGUUUGAUCAGCGAUGUCGACGACACCAUUAAGCGGUCGAAUAUCAAUGGUGGUGCCAGGGAGAUUUUCAGGAAUACCUUCGUCCGUGAAUUGGCGGAUCAGACUAUUGACGGUGUCAAGGAGCUGUAUACUUCUCUGCACAAUAUGGGAGUGAAGCUGCAUUAUGUUUCCAACAGUCCGUGGCAACUGUACCCCGUCUUGGCUACUUUCUUCCACAAGGCUGGGCUACCUCCUGGCUCGAUAGACCUGAAGCAGUACAGCGGUAUGCUGCAGGGUAUCUUUGAGCCAGUUGCCGAAAGAAAGAAGGGCACUCUGGAGAGGAUAUUACGCGACUUUCCUGAAAGGAAGUUUCUCCUUGUGGGCGACAGCGGAGAGGCUGACCUGGAGGUCUACACCGACCUGGCGCUGGCUUAUCCCGGUAGGAUAUUGGCCGUGUUCAUCAGAGAUGUCACCACACCCGAGCAGGUGGACAUGGGGUAUUUCACUUCGAACACACAGGCUACGGACAGGAACAAUGGACUUGAGAGAAGCGACAGCGGCAGGAGGAGAGCACAGACUAUGCGGGCUGCUACGGCCACGAACACUAGAGACGUGGCGCCGCCGCCGCCGAAACUUCCGCCACGGUCGUCUCCUCAGCCCAAGGGGCCCAUCAUGGGUGAUCUAAUUGAUCUAUCGGAUGACCCCCCUCAACAGCCUGUACAUGACCCUCGAACCAGCAGUCUCAACGCCAUGCAUGCCAGUAGAUCAACAGGUGACAUCCCGCAAAGGAAAGGCCCACCACCGCGUCCCGCCAAACCCACAGCACUGCGCAGCUCGCCAGCAGAGAUCAAUACCGGCGGUGCUCCUCCCCCUCUGCCACCAAAGCCCCGCGAAUCUCCCCGUCCAAACACUUCGCAUCAGAACUCCUCCGCGUCAGCGUCCGGAUCAGGAUCAGGAUCCAGAGGUCCCGCUCCUCCCCCUCCACCACCCCGCCGCACCAGCACCGUCAACCUUUCCCAAUCCCAGUCACGACAAUCCCAACAACCACCCCUCCCCCCACCUCGCCGCGUCCAGACCACCAACUCCUCCUCCUACGAUUCCGACACUGACGAAUGGGGUCUUCCCCUUCCCCUCGAGAGUCGCACUUUAGGAAGUGGCAAUGGUGGUCGCUCCAACACCUUCCUCCCCGUCCGCCCCGCUACGUCUUACGACACCAUGAACGGGGUCAACGGCGCGUCUGUGUAUGCCACUAGUAACUCUGCUUCAGGAGGAGGCGCGAACUCGCCGGUGAACAAAAAGUUGGAGAUUUGGCUGAGACGAUUGGCAGAGGCACAUGAGCUGUUGGAAAAGCAGGGGGUCAUAGUGUGAUGGCUGUGUUGGUAGCUGUGGAGAUAGUAUAGAGGUGGAGGAGGUUAUCUGGGAUGCGGAUUUGUAUGUUUACGGGGAUGGGGAACGGAGUGAUAGGGGUGGGAAGUGGUAUAGUUUGAGGUCUUAUAAGUAUACCCAUCGCGAUAGUAAGGACAGGAGGAGGGCAAGGUGGUCUACGGGUAUUGUGGGCAAUAUUCUGGGACGUUGAGGGCAGGGCACAGAGGGAUAUGGGUGAAGCAUCGAAGAGAUUGGUAUAUUGAUAAUAUACAGACACACCUUUUAUUCUUAAAAG